Molecule: messenger RNA, 1170 nt
Organism: Alternaria burnsii
Lineage: Eukaryota; Fungi; Ascomycota; Dothideomycetes; Pleosporales; Pleosporaceae
Exons: 1
Coding region: 1-1170 (389 amino acids)
Source: RefSeq, a predicted model, not a curated record
AUGGCGACUCGUCCACGCCCUGGCCAACCCUCUGUCCUCACUCCCUACGAUCGGAACUUCGCCAGGCCAGCAACUUUGAAAGGAUGUCCUACAAGAAAAACAUCUCUGUCGAGUCAGAAACAGCAGACAAGGUAUUCUAUACAUGGAGUGUCUCCAUCACCUAAGGGAACCCCGACAAGAUGUUCUUCCCCAGUGGCGUCUCCUCUACGCGAAGUAGACUCUAUAGGAAUUCCUACACCAUGCAAUUCUCCGUUGAGUGUAGUAGACUUGACAGAAUGUUCUACACCAAGCGCAUCUCCGUUGAGCCAAACAGACUCAACAAAAUAUCCUUCGCCUAAAGGCACAUCUACGCCAGUCUUUCAUCCGUACAACUCGCAUCCCUUCAGGCCACAAAUUCCGGUAGGGCAUCCUUCACGGGGAGAAUUUGAAGAAAUCCAAACCAUCAUUGCGCCAUACUGGCACAUCUUCAACCUUGUACUUGAAUAUGAACCAAGACUUCGCGUUCACCUUGAAAUCAACCCGUCACCUGGACUGGGCGAUCCCAUCGUCAUCUACGAGAGUGAGUAUCCACCGAUACAUGGGAGAUUGAUACAAGCAUACGGUCCCGCUGUUUAUGAUCCUUGGAUCAGUCCAGACAUGCGAAGGGGGUCUAAUAAGUUUAAUCACUGCGACUUCAGCAUCCGUGUCUUCUUAUACAUGCUCGAGCCAUUUCUGAGCCGUGUCAACGCUAGGAUAACCUGGCUCUCGGUGGUAGCAAAACCGUAUUGGGUCAUCUACUGGAAACAUUAUCAACCGUAUUCAGAAGUCCGUCAUAGCGUCUUCAACAUCGAAACUCGGUCCGGCGACGAGUACAUUGCAGACUUUACGAUUGAGCAAUUUGGCUACUCAAGCGAGUGUUGGUUGAUGGGCAAGAGUGAGUACGAGAAGCAGUGUACUAUGGGUAUCAGAAUGCGGCAACCGAGAUCUGAAGAGGUCGACGAGGCGCGGCGAGGCGAGGUUAAGUUUUGGCAUAAGAAAGCACAGGCUAUAUGGAUGGUUUGCCAAAUAAUGCAUUAUUAUGGAUUGGGUUUCAUGGACGAUGUGAUGUUCGUUAGGUGGUUGGAGUUUUGGGUGAAAGACGUUUCUUUGUAUAUGUGGCAAAGACAACCGGCUUACCAACCGAUUCAAUGA